AUGCGUCCAUCUAUCCUAAUCGGCCUUGCCGCUGGCUUUGCUAGCCAAGCCUAUGCUGCGUGCAGCUCUGCGCUGACGAUUGACGACUUUUCCAAAUGGUCCAGCAACACCAACAGCUUGGGCCAAUGGACUAGCGACGAUGCUUCCAUGACCUCGAUCUCGGCUGCCAAUGGUGUCCUGUCUUUCAAGCCCAAGUCUGGCUCCUACUUCUACGAGACUUUCGACUGCCAGGCCGCCAUUAGCAACAACUACAACUCCAUCCAGUUCACCACCAAAGGUGUUUCUGGAGGCUCUGGUACCCUCGAGAUCCAGACCAAGAGUGCCUGCUCGGCUUCUGCUUACACUUCCUACUACACCCAGUUUACCGGUUUGACUGGUAACUCUCAGACCAUCACCAUUCCUCUGAGCCAGUUUUCCGGCGCCAAUGGCAAUGCUAUCGUCGGCUUCGUCUGGUCUGGAUUUUCUUCCACCACUGCCACCUGGCAGUUGAGCAACGUUCAGUUCGGCUGUGGCGGCGCCGUGGGUGGUUCCAGCUCCUCUGCUCGCUCCUCCGCCAUUAGUUCCACUGCUCGUCCCACCACUGUCUCUGCUGUUUCGGUUACCCGUACUACCCUGGCUACUUCCACUGCGCCUACCGGAACCUGCGCUGCUUCUCUGAUCGAUGACUGGACAUCGCAGUCCCGCCUGACAUUCAUGUUCUACAACGCACUCAACAAAGCCUCUUCCUCGGAUGGCACAAUGACCUCCCUCACUGUUGGCAAGCCCUCCAAGAACCGUGUUGAGAUCGUCCCUAAGGACACUAGCUCCUACUUCUACUCCCAGUUCGGCUGCUUCAACGCUAAGACCAAGGGACACACUGGAAUCUCCCUGCGCAUCAAGGCUCCUGCUGGAACCACGUUCUCCGUCGAGCUUGACUCAUCCAGCAGCUGCGACCCCACCGCCGCUCAGGCCUACACCCAGACCUCCACUCAGCUUGGCUGGACUUUUGAUGGUACUGAGAAAUUGUACACCAUCCCGUUCUCCAAGUUCACUGGGCUCAACACAGAGAAACUAACCACCAUCCUUUUCUCUGCUUUCACCAAGACCGUCUCCUUCGGUCCCAUGGCUUUCUACUGUGGCGCUACGGGCGAAUACAUUGUCAGCACCACCACACCAAACACAGCUCCUCCCGCCACCGUUGCUGCCCCCGCUGGCACCGCAGCUGCUUAUGUUAUCGACAAGUUCGCCAACGCUGACAGCAACGCUCAGGGCUUUUGGCACGGAGCUGACGAUGGCAUGUCUCUGACCUACAGCGGCGGUCUCACCAUCAAGUCCACUGAUGCCGACUACUCCUUCUACACCCAGGUUUCCGGUUCUUGCAGCGACUUCAGCAAAUACAAGGGAUCUUACCUUCACAUCGCUUACAGUGGCUCUACAGCCUUCACCGUUGCCUUCCAGCAGCACAACAGCGCCUGUAAUGCCGACAUCGCCCCCUACCCCUUCACCUGGGACUCUAUUGAGGCCUCUCGCUACGCUAAGAACGGCCACAUCUACAUUCCGAUUAGCCAUUUCAACAUCGACCUUACCAAGGCCAUCGGUUUCGCGCUCAAGGGUUUCUACACCCAAGAUACCGUCAAGCUGACUGUCAUGGAGAUCGUCCCCUCCGUCCCUGCUGGCUUCGUCAUCCCCAACGACGAGGAGACCGGUGAUCUCGUAUUUGCUUGCAAGCGUCCCAACUCGUUUGCUUUCGCCAUCGACGAUGGUGUACCAGACCUUGCCCAGGAAGUUCUCAAGAUCAUCCGCGAGGAGAACAUCAAAGUGACCUUUUUCACCGUUGGCGCGCCUCUUCUCGACGAGACCACCAACCUUACCAACGUCUACAAGGAGAUGCAAGCCGCCGGCCACCAACUUGCGCUCCACUCUUUCACACACCCCAAGAUGGAGGGCCUCCCCGACUAUGCAUCUAUCGACUGGGAGUACAACGAGGAUAUCAAGGCUAUGAAGCAGUCUUUCAACCUCGACACCUCUUACUUCCGUCCGCCGUUCGGUAACGAGGGUGCUCGUAUGCGCCAGCGUCUCGCCAAGGCUGUUGGCCGCAAGCCCACCAUCACCAACUGGUCCGUUGAUGUUGAGGACUGGUUGUGGGCUGAGACCGACACCCCUGAGCAGCAGUUGACUGCUUUCCAGCGUGAUGUCAACAAGGGUGGUAACUUGGUUGUGCUGCACUACCUUUACCCCUCUACUGUCAGCUACCUGAGGCAGUUCAUCCAGAUUGCUAAGGCGACUGGGAAGCAGCUCAUGCGUGUUGACCAGUGCAUGAUGGAUCCUAACGCUCCUGCUUUGUAG
This is a messenger RNA of Ascochyta rabiei, 2325 nucleotides long. RefSeq lists its product as uncharacterized. The record is from RefSeq and is a predicted model, not a curated record. The transcript has 2 exons. Bases 1 to 2325 code for a protein of 774 amino acids. Lineage: Eukaryota; Fungi; Ascomycota; Dothideomycetes; Pleosporales; Didymellaceae. Gene Ontology annotation, biological process: carbohydrate metabolic process. Gene Ontology annotation, molecular function: hydrolase activity, acting on carbon-nitrogen (but not peptide) bonds.